UACAUUAAUAUAAUGAUGAAUCACAAUGUAAGCUUUUCGCACCUCCAUCAGCGCUCUCGCGCUUUCUUCGAAAACUUCGUUCGCUGCCGCCCUAUUGUCGAGCCUUCCAGGCGGACAGCGCUUUAUCAGUCGCAGAGCACUUCUAGGUCUCCUAACAUGAACGAGGGGAACAGUCUUUUGAAGCCCGAGGAAUCGUAUCCCUUCUUUACCAUUUCGAAUGAUGACCAGCUCGGGCAAAGUUUGGGCUUUUUCGGUGCACCGCAGAAACCCCCUCUGCCUCCAUGUAUCGAAGUGCCCCUUUAUGAGCCGGCAGAGGUACCCAUAAAAUCACAUACAGAGCCCAUUAUUGUCUGCGAUGGGCAUCAUAAGCUUACGUUUCUUAAGGGAAGAGUCAGUACGUCUGAUGUCUUUGGAGUUUCGAAUUCAGAUUUAGUACCAGGGAAGUACGAAGGAGGUUUAAAGUUGUGGGAAGGUUCAAUUGAUUUGAUAAAGGCUCUGAAUGCUGAGAUUGAAGAAGGGAGAUUAACUGUUAAAGGCAAAAGGGUAUUAGAGCUUGGAUGUGGUCAUGGCCUUCCUGGAAUCUUUACUGCACUUACGGGUGCUUCUACCAUCCAUUUUCAAGAUUUCAAUGCUGAAGUGCUCCGGUUUCUUACUAUUCCAAAUGUAAAAGCUAAUCUGACUGAAAAUUCACCAUACUGCCUACCUUCUGGAAAAAAUACAGAAGUCAAUAUGCCAUCUAAUGUUUGCUUUUUUGCUGGUGACUGGAGUGAGGUGCACCAUUCGCUGCUUCAUGGAAGCAAAGAUGGCUGCCAAAAUGAGGAUUACUCUAAUGGUGUAUCCAAUGAUGGUUAUGAUAUUAUUUUGAUGGCAGAAACUGUAUAUGCACCGUCUUCUCUCCAAAGCUUGUAUGAACUUAUUAAGAAGUGUCUGUGCCCCUCUAAGGGAAUUGUUUAUGUUGCCGGAAAGAAGCACUACUUUGGGGUUGGUGGAGGAACAAGGCAGUUUAUAAAUUUGGUUGCCGCAGAUGGUCAAAUGAAACCUUUAUUGCUUGCUGAGGUUGCUGAUGGUUCUUCAAAUGUUCGUGAAGUGUGGAAACUUUCAAACGAAUAGAACUCAAAACUGAAGAAUUCUUCUCAUGUUGUUUCUUACAUUUUUCUGUCACACUCCUCUUAGUCUAUGAUUUCUAAGCAUUUUCUAAUGUUCCGAAGAAAAAUUGAAUAGUUAAAA
This is a messenger RNA of Phalaenopsis equestris, 1227 nucleotides long. Its product is annotated as histidine protein methyltransferase 1 homolog. The record is from RefSeq and is a predicted model, not a curated record. NCBI's taxonomy places the organism in Eukaryota, Viridiplantae, Streptophyta, Magnoliopsida, Asparagales, Orchidaceae. The coding region runs from base 13 to 1110 and encodes 365 amino acids. The transcript has 10 exons.